AUGGAGUAUGGUGGAGAACUAGAUGAAGAAACUGAGGCUUUUGGUGCAGAAUUGGAGAGCCUGUUACAAGGUGAUCUAGGCAUUAACAUGGAAAGUUUUGAGUGCAGAUUGGCAGAGGCCGAGGAGACGCCAGAACAUCAAGAACCUAUUGCCAAAACAAGCGGAACAACCAUGAAACUGGCUGCAGAGCAGCUCUGUUUCUCCAAACCAACCAAGGAGAUGGCCAAUCACCUCAGGCCCCUAUUCAUAACAGCAAACUUUGGGGGUAUUCCUAUUCCCAAGGUCAUGGUAGAUGGAGGUGCAUCCAUUAAUCUUCUGCCUCACAGAUUGUUAAACAAGAUGGGCAGAACAGAGAAGGAUUUAAUUCCAACACGGUUGACUGUUACCAACUUUGCUGGGGGCAUCACUAAGACUCGUGGAAUCCUAGAUGUGGAUGUCAUAGUUGGAACUAAAGAUCUGAAGAUUGCAUUUUUUGUGGUAGACACCACUUCCACCACUUACAAUGUGCUGCUUGGCAGGGACUGGAUUCAUCAAAGCCUAUGUGUUCCUUCCACUCUGCAUCAACAAUUAGCCCUUUGGAAUGAAGAAGGUUUCAUGGAGAUAGUAGAGGCCAAUCCAUGGCCAUUUCUGCCCUCUGCCAUGUGUUUUGAGGCAAGGUAUUAUCAUGAUGACCUUUGUCCUUUCACCUUCCUUAGAGUUAACCAGAAUGACUACCCCCAUGGUGUCACGGCCCAAAGGCUCAUUGAAGAUGGUUUAGCCAGUUCUUUAGAAGACUAG
Molecule: messenger RNA, 777 nt
Organism: Prunus armeniaca (apricot)
Lineage: Eukaryota; Viridiplantae; Streptophyta; Magnoliopsida; Rosales; Rosaceae
Source: the annotation of a GenBank genome assembly